Molecule: messenger RNA, 957 nt
Organism: Cladophialophora psammophila CBS 110553
Lineage: Eukaryota; Fungi; Ascomycota; Eurotiomycetes; Chaetothyriales; Herpotrichiellaceae
Exons: 3
Coding region: 1-957 (318 amino acids)
Molecular function (GO): oxidoreductase activity, acting on the CH-OH group of donors, NAD or NADP as acceptor
Source: RefSeq, a predicted model, not a curated record
AUGGCGUCUUUGAGUAAGAUACCUACGCUGUGUUCCAAUUUCAUUCUGCCUCUUAGGCCUUUAGUUUGUUCUACUCUGUCAAAUGUACGCCAUUACACUCUGCCUUCACGGAACCGUCACCCAGUCGCCUUGUAUAAUGAUCUUAAAGACAAGGUAGCGUUGGUUACGGGAAUCGGACAGGCUCAGCAAACAGUUGAUCCCAGCCAAUGGGGGAACGGCGCAGCAGCAGCCAAACUGCUAGCCAAUAAUGGGGUCAAGGUUUUUGGCUGCGACCUCCAUCUUAAAGACGCAGAAAGGACCAAGCAAAGAAUCCUGGAAGACAAUCAAGAUGCCAUAGUGGAAGUUUGGGAGGCGGAUGUCACUAAGUCCCACGAUGUGAGCGCAGUGGUACAAAGGGUCCUGGACAAGUUCAGCCGCAUUGACAUUCUCGUCAACAAUGUUGGGAUGUCCCGUCCGGGAGGCCCAGCAGACAUGUCUGUAGAUGCAUUCCGAAGCCAAUUGGAGGUGAACUUGACCUCGACGUUUUUAUGCUGCCACGAAGUUCUACCGAUUAUGGAAAAACAACGAGCAGGGGCUAUCACGGUGACGAGUUCAAUCGCUGGUCUAGGAUACAUCGGGAAGAUGCACAUUGGAUAUUCGACGACGAAGGCGGCACUUUUGAAUUUUGCAAAAUGUACUGCUGUGCAGUAUGCGCCCAAAGGCAUCCGAAUAAAUGCUGUCAUCCCGGGGCUCAUUCGAACCCCAUUAGUGGAAAGAUUGGCAAAAGAGUAUCAGGCGGGGAACUAUGAGAAGCUGGUAAAAAGGCGAGAUGAAGGAGUACCUCUAGGUCGACAAGGAACUGCCAUGGAAGUUGCAAAUGCCACUCUAUUCCUGGUGUCUGAUGCUGCCAGCUAUAUCACAGGCACCAGCCUUACUGUGGAUGGGGGCGUGACUGCUGUGGUCAGCAAUAAGGGCUAG